AUGACAGACGCAUACAACUCCUAUGAAGUGCACUCAAACUUCAUCAAUGUUGGUGCCGGCGAUGGCGCCAUACAUUUGCUGGUGAAAAAUAAGACAAUAAUUGAAAGGGCAGUACUCAUCGAUGGUGGCGAUAAGACUGCGUACGAGGAGUUGAAAAGCGCCAUCUUUGCUCUAAAGAAAUCUUAUGGGCCGUUGAAUACCAACAACAUACUGUUCAAAUUCACUGCCAUCGUUAUCACGCACUGGGACGGGGACCAUUAUCGGGCGCUUACCAGGGUGCUACAUGAUGAUUUCAAGCUACAGGGAAAGUCGACAUUGAUUGAUAAAAAUUGCACAUUCUACUGUCCGGCUACGGCCAUGAAUAAGAUAAACAACACGAAAUGGCGGGUUGAAGAUGGUCAAUUGUACUUUCUGGACGACCACCGUAAAAGGAUCCCAAUUUGCAAAGCCGUCAUCAGCACAGAUUGCAUUGGGUACGACCUAUUCACGAAUGAGCCCAUUUUUACAUCUCCAGCGAUAAAAUGGACCCGGAUGCUGUCUCUCGCUAGCGUAUACCAAUGCGCCAAACUCAGGAACAAAUUGUCGCCCAUAUUCCUCAUCGUCGGGCUGGACUUCUGCUUCGUCGACGACACCACUCGGACCAUACUCGCAGAUGAGCGUAAGAAGGUCACAAAAGCUCGCGAAAUUAACGGAGCUUCACUCAUGGCCACGAUCAUUUGGCCGAGAGAUGACUCAAACCUCCGUGUGUCUCUCUACACAGGCGGCGACGCAGAAGAAGAACGCGAACGGCAUCUGCUAAAAUGGAUGGGGAACACUAAGAAGGACGUGUUUCUCGAUGUGGUCAAAACGGGCCAUCAUGGCUCGCAUUUUGCCCUUCCGGAAAACAUUGUCAACUUUAAGAGCCAGGCAUUUGUGAUAUCAGCUGGCCAGAAACAUGGCCACCCCAGCUUUUCUGUGAUAUUCUACCUUCUACAGGUCGCUAGCAUAUUUGCAAAGAACGAAGUCGAGCCCAAUCUUAAAAUUCUUGGUACAAGGAAGCCAUAUUGGCUAGACAAGCCUGUGGAAGAGUUGACCACCAACCAUUUAAAUCUUAACACGGUCAUGGGUUACAACGAUGGUACAGCCGUCAUAUUUGAUGCUCUGCUAGAAGUCAUGCGCUUUACAAAAGACCAGGAAAUUACCAAGGACUUGAUAAAUGAGUUCAACACCAAUAUGAACGAAACGUCCGGCGAAGUCAUAAAGCGCAUGAAAAACUUUUUCCACCUUCAAGGCUACAAACUCAAUGAGCUGGCAAGCAUUGGAGAAGGCAAAACAUUUUUGAAUCAGGACAAAACAUGGAAGCCGCCAACUAGUAAAAAUCUCAAUGCCGAUGAUGAGUAUUUCGAGGCAUUAAAAGCAGCGCGAUCAACAAUCAGCAUCGGGUGGACCGAACACCUGUGCAAGCCACGAAAUAAUGACGAUGACGUUCAAUUUGUGUCCGUCAAGGCCAAUAGCGAUGGAAUCGAGUCCCAACUGGUUAAAAUCGGCGAGAACAAGACCUGGAAUACAGGGGUGAAAACCGCGGCUCGGUGGAGUAAAAUAGAUGAAACUGAGUGCCCAGUCGCUAGAGUAUUUGAUGAUAAGACAGGCAAGUACAAAAUCAUACGACGAGUCCGCAAUUUGCUUGAUACAGUUGUUGCCAGUGCAGAUCUGGAUCAGCCGCUGGGGGAGUGGACCAACGAGCUUUUCAUACGCGAUGUCAAGAAGGCGCAAAGUCAGGCCGGUGCCGGUUUUCCAAGAAUAGGCCGCUUUGAACGUCUUGAACUCUCUGACGAUGCCUCACACAUUGCUUUCUGGUUGAACCAGUGUUUCCUCGACGCAGCUACGCUUAGAGUCAGUGGAAUAACUAACGAAACGGAAAACGUUGUUCUCAACACAAUUGACAUUCAGAUACGUCCUAAACUCGGUACUGAGACGGCAGCUAAUGAGCCAACAUGCCUCGUCUUCACGACUGAUCAGGUUGUGCGAAAUGCCCAGUUUGGAGAAAUUGGAGCUGGUCUACCGCAGACGUCACUUGGCUAUGACAAACGUCUUCCGGGUUUUGUUUUCGCGCUGGAUACUUCCCAGACAAAUGGCGCCAUGUCUCUUCCGCAGUUUGUCGAACUCAUUGGCUUUCCCAUCUCUCCUGUCAUAAAGGAAGCUUUAUCUCCGGUGAAGCUUCGUUUAGCUCCAUCCCGCUCGAGUUUUGAUGCGAAUGCAUACAAAGGGCCAGACUAUUGUUCGGGUCUGUGGUUCAUUCCAUUCCAUGAUAUGCGCGUCAUCUUCCGGAUGGCCAUGGAGCUGGACCAUGUCGAUAGCCCUGACAAGAGUAUUUCUAUCAGCUCUUCUGCUAUUGAGAAAUUCUUGAAAGAGAGCGGUUUGGCCUGCAAUGUCUCUGAUAUCCUCGUCACUGGCACGCGUGUAUUCGAGUCUAUGCUGGACACGCAUAUGCAAACAGCAUCUCUCUUUGGCAUCCAAGCAAAGUUGAGCAUAAGGACGAGUGAGCAAGAUCUAGGAGAACAAGGUAGUUCGGUAUUUUCGUCUCUCUUCGACGGCUUGACGUUCACUGGGGGUAUUAAUUUUGUUCGUGAUUAUGGCUUCGAGCUUACGCUCCAGCUGCAUGAUGACACGUCCAAAGUAUUGACUCAGCUGCUUCAAUGGUGCCAGACACUGAUGGCCAGAAGCUCUGACAAUCAGAGUGUUCCUUCAAUAUCUGAAAUAUCGAUCCAAGAUGCUGUCACCGAGAUUGAGGAUGCCUUUGGCACCAUUUUGAGCGGGCUCAACGUUCAUAGCCUUAUAAUUGGCUUUGAGAGCAAACUCACCGGUGGGAAACCGCUAGAGAAAAUGCCGAAACCCACAUAUUUUACUGUCAAAAUCGAAGCCAAGCUAAAAAAUGACAAAGUGCCAUUUUCAGCUACGUUACAGUGGCGGCAUGGUGUAUAUUCUCUAUCGUGCGAGCUCCAGCACCCCUCUUACCCUACUAUAUCCAGUAUCCCGCAAUUACCACAACGUUACAGCAACCUCAGAUUUAUACCAACCACAGACGUUCCUAACAAGCUCUCGAUUAAAGAUCUCGUCAAUCAGAAAGACUUGGUUUUCCCCCAUGGCAUUCCUGACAUGAUUAGCGAUGCACGCUUCCAAAUAAGCACCCUUGGCAAACGAAAAACUGUUUCCCUUGAAGGGAGGCUUGAGUGUUCUCCUCUUACAGAAGGCCAACCAGGAUUUGACACGGGUAGUUCUCCUCCAGUAUUUCGCUUCAAUGAGCUCCAUAUUGAUCUCACUGUGAUAUUUGACAAUCAACCAAUGACCGACUUUAUCCUUGAAUUUGACGCCGUAACGGAGCUUAGGCUGCCUUCAAGCUAUAAGCCGGAUCAUUCUUGGGGGAUUAUUGAAGACGUCACCUCCAUCACCACCAAGGUUGAGCAUGUCGGUGAGAAGAAAGAUUCAUCAUGGAAAAUUUCCGGAAAGGUCGGAAACCUGCAAAUUGCGCAUCUAUACGAUUUAUUUGCCAAAGAUGGGUCAAAUGAUGCCAUCAUGGAGCUCAUGGCGGGCGUUCAUAUUGACUACAUAUUCAUAGAGUAUGAGUAUAACAAAAAUCUUCCAGGAAAGCUAGAGAUAGAUGGGUUCUUAACUCUAGGCACUCCUCGAGAUGGUCUUGAGCUAGAGCUACAGUAUACACACAUGGGUAAGUCCAAGAAGGGCGAGGAGAAGGAAGAUAGUGGGUGGUUUUUCAACGCCAGGGCAGCCGCAGCCACUGGCAAAGAGCCUGGGGGCAAAGAAAAGACAUAUAAGAUCGCCACGCUCCUCAAGGAUUUGGUCGAUGAUGUCAAUGAUCUUCCAGAAAUCGUUCGAAACGUGGAAAUACCGCGAUCUUGCUUAGAGGCCAACCUAGCAUGCAGGCGCGUUACCUCAAAAAAUGGCGAGAAACACGCUGUAUUCGCACUUACCAUCACCAUCGCAACCAAGAUUGGCAAAUUUGAUGUUACUCUGGCCCAAAUUUGCUCAUAUACGGCAAAUAAAGACAAACAGAAUCCAGAAUCCAGGCCAGGACGAAUUCUGCGCAUCUCACUAUCCGGUAUAGGUAAAGUAGACAUUCCUGUCGUUGGCGAGGCUGCACCGCCAUUUGAUCAGGUUGGAAUUGUGUGGACAAACCGUGACAUUACUCCAACGGAGCUUGAUGAGCUAAACAACCAUGUGUUUAUGCAUCAGUCUCUGUUGGUGAAAUCACGUUCUGGUGAUGCCGUUGGUGACCAAGAGCCAGAUUCCAGUAGCGAAGUUCGUUUCCUGAAAGGAUUCCAUUUUCAAGUUGCUCUGCUGGAAGGUUCCCGUCCACGAUUGAUCUUAGAUCAUAUAGUGGGUGGUAAAGAAAAGGAUCCAAAACAAAAAGAAAAGGGUCUUACAGCUGGUGGCCCAACAGACACUUCUCCAGAUGGAGGGAAAUCCGUUGCGCCGAUGUCCAAAACUUUUGGGCCUCUUUCCAUCCGCAACAUUGGACUCUCUGUUUCUGGUCCGAAUUACAGCACUAUUAACCUAUCCUUGGAUGCGAUUGUCAAAAUGGGGCCCCUCACAUUCGCCCUAUUGGGCUUCACCAUCACCCUCGAUCUAACAGUGCUCUGUCAUCCAGAAAAUCUAAAGUCACUCAUGUCCAAUGCCAGGAUCAACGGCAUGUCUGUAGCAUUUGAUAAGCCACCCACGCGAAUUGCGGGCAUGAUAAAUCCGUUCGACGACAAGUUCACCUCCAAGGGCUUUGAAGGCGCCAUGGCUGUUAGCCUCUCCGAGUGGUCAGCAAUGGCAGGCGGGAGGUACGAGGAACUAUAUCCAGACCUGAAGAUCAAAUCCUUUUCUCUUUUCGGUAUGGUUCAAGGUCCUAUUGCUGAGUUUGGCUGUGCCGAACUCAACGGAUUGACUGGUGGUUUUGGCUACAACUCGAGGCUCGAGCUGCCCGCAGAUGCAUCUGGGGUGGUAAAUUUCCCGUUCAUUGCUCUUAAUAGAAGCACUUCUCAGGGCGGCUCAGUGAUGGAUCAGAUGAAUCUCAUCUUGACUAGAGGAGUCAAAGACGUUAUUUCAACAGCAAAGGAAGAGAUGUGGCUCGUAGCGGGUGUCGGCAUCAAGGCAUUCCAGACAUUUAACGGACAUGCCAUCUUCGCACUGACGCUCAACGAUCAGCCCAAGUUUGCGGUUCUUGCUACAGCAACAGCGAUGUUUCCAAAACCUCCUCAAGGCAACGCUCGACCCGAUGCCCCGCCCAAAGACACAUUUAUCGUGGUUGAUAUCGCUAUGUCGUGUGUUAUCGAUCCAUUUCACGGCACCGUCAUCGCGACCGGUGAACUGACACCUCUGUCUUUCAUACUCAACAAAGAAUGCAAGCUCACCGGCUCAUUUGCGAUGGCCUACUUUCUCCCCAACUCCCCUCACGAUGGUGAUUUCGUCUUCUCAGUAGGCGGCUACCACCCAAACUUCCAACGGCCAUCACACUAUCCAAUUGUCCGGAAUCAGGUCGGAAUCGAUUGGCAAUACGAUAAAAGCUUGCGCAUCUCCGGAGAGGCAUAUUUUGCCAUCACUCCUCAAGCUGUUAUGGGUGGCGGCCGCCUCGACAUGGUCUUUUACACGAGUGCGCUGAAAGAUCAUCUCUCCAUCACCGUCGUUUUCAGCGCGUACGCCAAUUUCCUCAUGCAUUUCCACCCAUUCUCGUUUGAAAUCAAUAUUGGAGUUUCCAUCUAUGCAUCGGCAAAAAUGGAUCUUCUCCUAUGUACCAAGACCUACAGUCCCCUGGCACUCUCUGCCAGCCUGUCGCUAUGGGGACCGCCGAUAGCUGGCCUCGUAACGCUGAAGCUGUGGGAGUUUGAGAUCAAAGUCGCGUUUGGUCCAUCGCGUUUCAAGCCGAAAUCAUUGAGUCUGAAUCAGUUUGUGCGUGUUGUGAAAAAUCUUCCAGCAGAGGAGCCGAGAGAUGGAGGCAAAGAGAAAGAAAUCCCGAACCACAUAGUAAGCGUCAUUGCCGGGAAAGUGGCAACAGGAGAAAACAAAACCACGAAUUCCGUUGAAAUCUCUGCAGCAGGGCUUCUCAUUCAAGUACAAGCUAGAGUACCUGUUUUGAGUGCUCUUAUUAGCGGAAAUACUGAAACCAAGAAGAGCAUCGUCCAAACCGGUAACGGGGAAACCAUUACACCGCAGAUAUUUGCAAGGCCGAUGCUAUUAAAGAAUCCAUUCCAGAAAUCGGAGCUGGUAGUCACUUUGCUCCAGAAAAAUGGCGAGGAGAUCAAACUGAAUGCAAAUCCCCUCAUCCAGAGUUUGCCUCCAGCUUUAUGGGGAGACUAUGUCGAAAAACCAGAUCUGGCUUCUCUCAAAGCUUCUACGAUUCCACAUGUGAUUGGAUAUAACCUUUCUUUGCAUCCAAAGCUCCCCAGUGCGGACAAUCUCCCGGCCAUUUUAGUGGAAGAAUUCAACCCGAUCGAUGUGAGUGAGCGUAUCAAGCCCAUAGAGAAGCUCAACGAUGAUGGCUGCUUCCGGCUGGCUUCCAAUAUAGCUGUAGAGGUAAGCAAUAGCCAGGAAGAGAAGGAAAAGCAGAAAAAGAAGAAGAAGGAUGUGUUCGCAGCAUGGGAUCAAUUCAAGAAUGUGUGCUCGGGUGGUGGCCUAGGGCGGGAUGCGCAACUGGUUAAGAUAUUUACAGAAACGAAGAGAAUUGCGACUUAG
Molecule: messenger RNA, 6708 nt
Organism: Trichoderma virens Gv29-8
Lineage: Eukaryota; Fungi; Ascomycota; Sordariomycetes; Hypocreales; Hypocreaceae
Exons: 3
Coding region: 1-6708 (2235 amino acids)
Source: RefSeq, a predicted model, not a curated record